AACUUUUUCGCUUUGAAAAUUUUUCUUGCUGGCAUUCCGAGUCCUUGCGUCAAUGCCCAGCGCUGGGCCUGAUUACACGCACGCACUCACAUCGGCCAAGGAUCCGCACCUCACAUCGCCCUUCCCCGAGCUCGACUCUGACGGAGAACGCGGGAAGAAGGAGCAGCCCACAGCCAUAUCUGCAUCUAUUGCUCCGGAGAUGACCACAGCAGCUACCGCGCUAGCCACCACAGCAGCCACGGCUCAGCCGCCAAGCCUGGAGAUAAGCGUGUCGCCGGCAGUCAACCCGCUGGCGGCCUCAGCUCCGUCCACGUCGGUGCCGGACGCGCUCGCAUCGCUGACACAUGCAGCACACGACCAGGCGCUGGAGAUCAUCAAUUCCCUGCAAUCGAGCGCACGGCGCCGACGCAGCUCGGUUGAGGCCGUGGCAGCAGCAAGCUCGGUGCUGGCGUCGUUUGCGAGCAGUGCCAAGGCACGGCAUGCCAACAGAACCGAGGCUGCAGCCGCCCUGGCUACGGCAGUGGCAGCAGCAAACUCUCCCCCAGUGCUGAAUCCGCAGAUGACGUAUUCGUCGGGGCAGCACUCGGCAGCAGCGGCUCUGCUGGCUGCGUCGGGCCUGCAUCCGGGGAUUCUGCCGACCGAUUCCGGCAUGGGCGAUACGGGGAUCCCGCAAUUCGAUGUUGCGUCGUUUGGUGCAUUGCCUGCCUACGCGGUCGAGGCUACGGUUGGGGGUGACCCUAGCAAUACUGCCCAGACCCUGCUGACCACGAUCGCUGAGACGCCGACGCGAUCAGCUGGCAAGCCGGCAGUAGCAGCCAAGCCGUCGCGUCGCAAGGCUGCAGCUGGCGAGCCCGAUCUGGAGCUCAGCAUGAGCCCGCCCAGCAGCCAGUUCGACGGUCCGCUCACCAGCAACGGCAUGCCGCUGACGCCCGAUGCGCCUGGAUCGGGCCGGCCCGGCUCUCUCCGGCACCUGACACCCGAUGAGCGGCGCGCACGGCGACUGCAGCGCAACCGCCUGGCGGCCAAAGAGUGUCGCCAGAAAAAGAAGGUCUACAUCACCAACCUGGAGCAGCAGGUCGAGGAUCUGGAGAAUGAAAACUCGCGCUUGCGCAAGGAGAUCGAGGAGCUCAAUGCAAAACUCACCCUGGGCGGCAUGCGCACAAGCAGCACUGCUGACCCGGCCCUGGUGCUGAAUGGCGAGUCGCCGCAGCCCAAGCGCUCGCGGGUCGCUGACCGAUCCGCAGCUCCAAACCCCGACGUCUGAGGCGGCCGACGCGUAAAAAGCGCCGCUAUCUUUCUAUUUUAUUUUGCCCCUGUGUAUGUGCCUGUAUUCACCCUACCUCUCCGUUUACUUUGCGAAUAUCUUCCAUUUCUGUCUGUUGAGCAAGCAAAAAAGGUUGGUUUAUAUUUAAAGCGAGAGAUGUUGUCUAGAAGAGAGAGGCGUGCGUGCUGGAGAUACGGGAUAUUACAAGAGGGCGGGGGCAUUUUAGAAGCGGACGGGUGUUCAGUUUCACUCUGUUACGCGCUUGAGCUCCCCGUUGACAAACCGGCUCUCCUC
Molecule: messenger RNA, 1558 nt
Organism: Linderina pennispora
Lineage: Eukaryota; Fungi; Kickxellomycota; Kickxellomycetes; Kickxellales; Kickxellaceae
Exons: 6
Coding region: 53-1264 (403 amino acids)
Biological process (GO): regulation of transcription by RNA polymerase II
Molecular function (GO): RNA polymerase II cis-regulatory region sequence-specific DNA binding; DNA-binding transcription factor activity, RNA polymerase II-specific
Source: RefSeq, a predicted model, not a curated record